This is a messenger RNA of Rhodotorula toruloides NP11, 2565 nucleotides long. RefSeq names its product leucine rich repeat domain containing protein. The record is from RefSeq and is a predicted model, not a curated record. The transcript has a single exon. Gene Ontology annotation, molecular function: protein kinase binding. Gene Ontology annotation, cellular component: cytoplasm. Lineage: Eukaryota; Fungi; Basidiomycota; Microbotryomycetes; Sporidiobolales; Sporidiobolaceae. Bases 1 to 2565 code for a protein of 854 amino acids.
AUGCCCGACACUCCCGCCGAGUCGACACCGCGACCCUCCUCCCUCUCCGGACCCGAGUACCUGAGCGCCCUCGCCCGCUUCAUCAAGCAGCACGAGUCCGCUCUGGCCGCCUACUACGCUCCAAGACCCAAACGACACCAAGUAGCGACCGCCCCAUCCUGGACGACCGUCCUCUCGCUCGGGAUCCUCCCUGGACCCGAAGUCCCUCUCUCCCCUCCUCCACCACCGCGCAAAGACCCGCUCGUCCUCAACUUCGACCCUCACCAUCUCUACUACCUCCUCCUCAAGCUUGACGAGCUGGGGAUUGCAGGGCUGGGGGACCUGGAUGUCAAGGUCGAGGGAGGGACGAGUCGGCCGAUGAUGGUCGAUUAUUCGGCUAUGCCGGGCUCAGCAAGCGGCGGCGCAAGUCUGUUCGGAGGCAUGCCAGGCGCGGGGAUGCUCGGGCUUGCGAAAGGAGACGACGCGCGGUCGGUGCGGAGCGGCAUGUCGAGCUUCUCGUUCGGCUCAGGAUGGUGGGGACUCGGCGGGAAGCAGCCGGUGCAGGAGGACGAGGCGACCAGCGUUCGGUACAUCUACUCGUCAUGCACGAAGCUUCCGGCACUCAAGCUCGCCCCCUUCCGCCUCGUCUCGUCUUCCGCGAACGGCAAAGACACCAUCCCGGCUUUGCAGAAGGCCGUCGACGGCUUCGAAGACUGUCCGCCAGACGCGACUUGCGUCCCCAUGCUCGCGUUCAAGAACCUCCAGUCGCUCGUGCUCGAGGACCUCGACCCGCGAGGAUUCCUCGGAUGGGACGUUCUGAGCGUGCAGCUGCGGAGCCUCGAGGUGCAUCGUGGAGGAGUUGAGGACAUUGGCGAGUUGAUCUGCGAUGCGCCGUGCGAAGACUGGGCGAGGCGGGCGCAGGAGGAGAGGCGGAACAGGCCGGUCGGGACGGAGCGUCGAAGACGGGUGGAGGGCGCCAUGGAGUCCUCGCUCGCUGCUCUCCCCGCUUCCAAUGGCGACGCAGCCUCUACGGCCUCACCCUACCCGACGCCGCCAAAACUCGCCUGGUCCUCGCUCCGUCACCUCUCGCUCUCCGACAACUCGCUGACCUUCAUCCCCUCCACGCCACUCACCUUUCUCCCGACACUCACUUCUCUCGACCUAUCCUCGAACCUGCUCAUCUCUAUCCCCACCGGUCUGGCACACCUCACCUCCCUCCGCUCGCUCAACCUCCGCGACAACAUGAUCGACUCGCUGCUCGGUAUCUCGCAAGCUAUCGGCGCCGUCGAAGUACUCAACCUUUCCGGCAACCGCAUCGACAACCUCUCGGGUGUCGACCGCCUGCCUGCGCUCGUCAGGCUCGACGUCAGGGACAACAACGUCCACGAGGCGCUCGAGGUCUCGCGGCUCGCGACGCUGCCGCACUUGCGCGAGGUCUGGGUUGCCGGGAACCCUUUCGCGAGGAAGCCGAAGGAAGGGGGCGAGGACAAUUGGCGAGCAAAGUGCUUUGGCUACUUCCUCGAGGAAGAAGCGCACGGGCACCGUGAUGCGACCGUCGGCGAGAUCUGGAUUGACGGGGCGGUGAUCUCGUCGAGCGAGAAGAAGCUCGUCGAGGCGGACUUUCGCAGGCGCGGGACGCCACUUGGCCGGCGACGGGCGAGUGCUGGAGCGGCAGAGAGGGUGGCAGAGUCGAGGAACGGGCAGGCAAAGGUCGUUGGCAGGCGAGUCGUCACGACGCCGCAUCGCGCUCACGCGCCAGCUCGACCUGCUUCGCCCCCGCCUCCGCUGCCAAACGUUUCUGCGGGCGCGCCGACACCUGAUGCCGCGCAGCCAAGGCAGUCGCCAGUCAAGCCGAAACGGCGCAAACCUCGCCGCAUUGUCGACCUCGACGCCGACCCUUCCCACCCCGACUCACCUCGCCCUUCCAUCCAGGUCCACACAUCCGACAGUGACACUCUCCCCUCUUCCGGCGCCGAACGCACGCGCGCCCUUCCAGCCGGUUCUUCCUCCUCUCCCGCCAACUCACUUCGCAACACCACCUCGUCCUCGCCCUCAAAGCGCCGCGAACAUGUCUCCCUUGGCACGUUCCACGAGCCGGCGUCGCCCGAGUCGGGCGGCGAGGCGUUCAGGAAACGCAUCGAGGCGCUGCGGGACGAGGUGGGCGAGAGCUGGUUGAGCGUGUUGGGCGAGCGAGAGGCGCGGGCGGAGCUGAAGCGCAAGGAGCUGGAAGAGCAGCGCAGAAACGGAGCGGCCGAGUCGUCUAGCGCGCCGACGCUCGUGAAGGGUACGCCGAAGCCGGAGCAGGCGAAGGAUGUUGAGGUCGUCGCGCCUGUGCCUGUCAAGCCUGAGGAGGCGCCCGUCGAGCCCGCGACGUCGCCUGCGGCAGAGGUUGCACCUGUCGUUGCUCGUCUCGAAGACGAAGCGAAGACGCCGGCGCAGGAAGAAGGCGACAAUGGCGAGACGGCCAAUCAUCCGUCUGGUCCGUCCGCACCGGUCGCAGAAGCCGCAGAGCCCGAAGCGAUCCCUACAGUCGUCAAGAGCGGGCGGAAGAAGAAGGGCAAGGGGAAGAAGAAGGGAGGGCGGUGA